AUGUGUUUAUGGGUUCGGAACAAGCACCCGGUUUGCGGCCACGUGUUGCUCACCAAGGAGGAGAUUUCGCUCCUACGAUGCGAAAUGGGAAAACCAGCGGACGAAAAGCCAAACGGCUGCGAAUCUCAGAGUUAUACUGUGGCCGACAAGAUUUGCGAUGGUCGUGAGGGGUGUGAGCGGGAACGGUGCGUGUACAACAAAAAGGGCCCAGUAUGGCUCUGUUCACGUGCACACAGAGGACUGCAUCACUGUUCGAUGGUCAGAGGCGACGAUCUUACGAAAAGACGAACGAGCAUUCGAAAAAUAAGGGAGAGGUUCAUCGGCGAGAGGCGAUCGAGACCAGGAAGCUUUUGUGAAAGUCGGGCGGCACUGCCGAGGGACUGCAAGAUGGCGGCGGAGGCGCAGCCCCAAAUCGUGGUCGAGGUGGCCGACCAACCACCUUCGCCGAGACGACCGAGCCGCGCGUUGAAACCGAGCGCGAAAGCUCGCGAAGCCAUGCAAUCGCUCGAGGACGUGGCUACCACGUCGAGGAGAGCGGCGAGCGAGACCACGCGGGCGGUUACGACGCGAGGAGCACGCGCGUCUGGGAUUUUAUAUGGAGCCAACAGCCGGAUCGAGACGGGGAAGUCAGGUAUACAGAUGCUCCUGGAGGCGAUCAACGAACAACGAGACGAAAUGUACCGAAUGAUUACCGAGCAGCGAAACACGAUUGGCGAACUACGCGAGGUGAUUUGCAAGCAGCACGACGCGAUUCAAGAACUACAUCGCCAACUUGCAGACACCAGGACCCAGCUUUCUGAAGAACUGAGACAAGCGCGGGAUCAGAUUGAUACCCUUCAACGCCACCCGGUAGCCAUGGCUUCGUCCCAACCAAGCGCAAGAGGGUCAUACGCCGAAGUCGCUCGCACCCCACCAUCAAGCCAGCCAAGCGGUGUGCGCACCCUCUCCUCGCGAAACACGACGCCUUCAUCCUUUACCGACACGUUGUUCUGUACGAUCGAUACAUCUAGGGUGGAGGAGAAAGAGAAGGGAAACGUCCAGGUGGCGGACAUUAGAAAGGCAAUCGAGACAGAGGCCAGGGCACAGGAAAGCAUGGGAGACUGGCGUUGCGCUGCGGUUGUGAAGGAGGCCCGAAACCCGGACCGAGUCAGAGUAAUUUGCAGGGACGAAGGCGAGGUCCAGCUCGUCAAGGAAGCGGCAGUGAAGAUCAGUGUUCCUGGAGUGCGGGUAUUGAGAGACCAGUUGUACCCGGUGAAGGCCGCAGAGGCGCUAGGGACAGAGAACGACGUCAACAUUGCGAAGAUUGCCUGGCUCAGCAGGAAGGAUACAAGCAAGGCCUACGGCUCGAUGGUUGUCUACGUGACGAAGGGCAGCGAAGCAAGGCGACUUCUAGACGGGCGUUACUUCCAUCUCGCCGGAGAAUCCGCUUACACGACCGUUUUCGCGCUCCGGGAAGGCCCAAUCCAGUGCUACAGAUGCCAGGAGAUCGGCCAUAAGGCCUUCGCCUGCAAAAAGCCGCAAAGAUGCGGAAGGUGUGCGGAACAGGGUCACCACCACAAGACGUGUCAGUCCGUGGUCCUGAAGUGCGUGCUAUGCAGAGGACCACACGAGUCAUUUAGCAAGAACUGUCGGCAGAGUCUGCUAAACGACGAGGGACUCAAGGACUUCGCAGUGCUGGCCAUCUCCGAACCAUAUGCCAGGCUGAUCGAAGGCUCGGUGACGACGGUCCCAAUGAGUCAUCACAACUGGACGAAGCUUAUACCAACGACAAGACGAGAAACCACGUGGCCAAUUCGGAGCAUGCUAUGGGUACGAAGCGAUAUAGAGGUCGAGCAGAUUCCAGUGCCGUCGGCAGACCUCACCGCAGCACGCAUUCGGCUCCCAGAUCGGGCAGUGCUGAUGGUGUCAGUGUAUGUGGAGGGUGGUAGUGACGAAGCACUGGAAGAUGCAAUGAGGGAAAUUGACCGACUGAUUAGGAGGUUUCGAAACGGAACAGGGACGAGAACGGAUAUCAUCCUGGCGGGCGAUUUCAACCGCCACGACCAGCUUUGGGGAGGGGACGAUGUCUCACCACGGAGACAAGGCGAGGGAGACCGCAUCAUCAACCUCAUGGACGAACACUCCCUCUGCAGCCUCCUCCCAAGAGGCACGAAGACGUGGCAGUCAGGCGACAUUGAGAGCACAAUCGACCUGGUACUGGCCUCUGCAGAACUAGCAGACCAACUACUCAGAUGCGCGAUUCACCCCUGCGACCAUGGCUCAGACCACAGAGCAUCGAGACAGCUUUUGACACCUCGGUGGAGGACCGUCCCACAGCAGACGGACAGGCUCAUGGCAGCGGUAACCGAGGCGGUCUACGGCCUGACACCUAAAGCCAAACCCUCACCAUACGCCAAGCGGUGGUGGACAACGGACCUGACACGGCUUCGCCAGACAUACACGUUUUGGAGAAACCAGGCGAGAUCUCGACGUAGGAUUGGGCAAACAGCACCAGAGCUCGAACAACGAGCCAGGAUGGCAGCCAAAGAGUACCACGACGCCAUCCGCAGACAGAAGAGUUCGCAUUGGAACGACUUCCUGGCCGAUGACGCUAACAUCUGGCAAGCAACGAAGUACCUGCAAACCGGCAGCGGCACGAUGGGCGAUAAGAUACCCCCGCUCGUCCGACCCGAUGGCUCCAUCACGGAGGGUAAAGCAGAACAAGCGCAGGAGUUACUCACCGCCUUCUUCCCACCUUUGCCAGCGAGAAUCGAAGACGAGGGCCAACGACCUCAACGGGCGCCGGUACACAUGCCAGACCUAACAAUGGAGGAGAUAGAACAAAAGGUCCUGUCCGCUAAGCCAUGGAAGGCGCCCGGGGAAGACGGUCUACCGGCAAAUGGUAUGGAGACAGCUCUGGCCAGUGGUCAAAGACAGGGUGCUCCCAUUUAUUCCGGAACGUCGCUUCGAGACGGCGACAUCCCCAGCCAGUGGAGGAAUGCCAAGAUCAUCCCAUUGAAGAAGCCAGGGAAGAGCGAAUACACUCUAGCCAAGUCCUGGAGACCCAUCUCGCUGCUCUCCACGCUGGGUAAGAUACUGGAGGCAGUCAUUGCGGAGCGUUUAUCCCAUGCUGUGGAGACCUGCGGCCUUCUACCCGCCAACCACUUCGGAGCCAGGAAGAGACGCUCGACCGAACAGGCUCUCCUUCUGCUUCAGGAACACAUCUACAAAGCAUGGAGAGCUAGGAAGGUGCUCAGUUUGAUCAGCUUCGAUGUCAAGGGCGCAUACAAUGGGGUCUUCAAAGACAGGCUUCUCCAGAGGCUCAAGGCAAGAGGGAUACCUGAACCCCUGGUCAAGUGGAUCGACGCCUUCUGCUCCAAGCGCACAGCGACCAUUGCCGUAAACGGGUUCACAUCUGGACGGCAAGAGCUGCCCCAAGCGGGUCUUCCGCAAGGAUCGCCGCUGUCUCCAGUGUUGUUCCUCUUCUUCAACGCCGACCUAGUGCAGCACAAGAUCGACGCGAACGGAGGCGCAAUUGCCUUCGUGGACGACUACACUGCCUGGGUAACGGGCCCGUCAGCGGAGUCGAACCGCACUGGAAUCCAAGGCUUGGAUUCCAAGCUAUCAUCGACAAAGCCCUUGACUGGGAGAAACGGAGCGCGAUUUUCAGAACAACCGUUCUCGGUCAAAGGCGAAGUGGUCAAACCGAAGGAAAGUGCGAAAAUCCUAGGUGUCGUGAUGGAUCGCGAACUCCGCUACAAGCAGCACAUUGCUAGGACGGCAGCUAAGGGCCUCGCAGCCGCUCUGGCCCUGAAGAGGCUGAAGAUACUUUCCCCGCGGACAGCGAGACAGCUAUUUGUUGCGACAGUAGCCCCGGUCAUGGACUACGCUGCCAAUGUCUGGAUGCAUGCGUGCGGGGAAAAGGCACUGAGCUGGCUGAACAGGGCGCAGAAAAUCGGGGCCCUGGCCAUCACGGGAGCCUUUCGAACCGCGGCAACAGCCGUGGUGGAAGCUGAAGCGAGCAUCUACCCCGUACGAGAACGACACGCCCAGGCGGCAGCCAGUCUGUGGAUCAACAUCCACACGCUGCCCGGAACGCAUCCCCUUGCCAUGAAGAAAGUCCGGAACACCGUACGAUUCGUAUCUCCGCUGCAGAAAAUUGCCCGUGUGGCCGAAGGAGUACGAGUUGACCGGAUGGAGACAAUCCAGGAAUACGCCGUCCCGCCCUGGGUACCUCGCCUACGACCGACGCUCGAAGCCGAUCGAGGGAAGGCGGCCGAGAUGGUCAACAAAAUUUCGGGAAUCGUGAUCGCAACCAGCUCAUCCGUAAAGAAGGGCAUUGUUGGCAUGGGCGGCCUUGCACGGGAUAUUCUCUUCAACAGAACUAGCGAGACUGUGACAAACUAUGCUGUUGUUCUUGGGACAAGGGAAGAGCAGAACCCAUAUACAGCAGAGCUAGCAGCCAUCGCAAUGGCCCUGGAGAAGUUACCGGCUAGCAUCUGCCACAGGCACAUCACCGUGAUCACUAGGAACCAGUCAGCGCUGGCAGCAGUUGGACAGCCGCGGCAGCAAUCCGGCCAAAGCAUCAUACGGCAAAUCUACGACUUGGCCAGGCUGCACCGACAAAGAGGGAACUCGGUCAACUUUCUGUGGAUACCAGCGGAGAUUGACUUCGCGCUGGGGUCAGAUGCCAAGGCAGCAGCCCAGAGAGCGUCGAAGCAAGGACGCACACCCGACUCCCAAAUACCCCAGGCCAAGUCUACCGCGAUGAGGCUGGCAAUGGAAAGACAACGGGCGACAAGAGUUCUACCUGUAAGCGUGGGCAAGUUCUCAAAGGCCAUGGACGCAGCACUACCAGGCAAGCACACGCGCCAUCUCUAUGACAAGCUGAAGCGAAGGGAGGCCUGCGUAUUGGCGCAGCUCCGAACCGGAAUGGCGAGACUGAACGGUUUUUUGAGCAGGAUUGGGGCGGUCGAGUCAGACCUUUGUGCCUGUGGACAAGCGAGGGAAUCAGUGGAACACUUUCUUUUCCGAUGCGUGAGAUGGACAGCUCUGAGGGAAGACAUGCUGCAAUGCACAGUGGCAAGACGAGGAAGCCUCUCGUUCUAUCUGGGAGGGAAAGCGCCAUCAGAUACAAGGCAUUGGUCACCAGAUAUGAAGGCAGUCCGGGCGACGAUCAAAUACGCAAUGGCAACAGGAAGGCUGGAGCUGAAUGAGGAGGAGAGUCUAGACCAGUCACAGUAG
Chaetomium globosum CBS 148.51 is the source of this 5223-nucleotide messenger RNA. RefSeq lists its product as uncharacterized. NCBI's taxonomy places the organism in Eukaryota, Fungi, Ascomycota, Sordariomycetes, Sordariales, Chaetomiaceae. Gene Ontology annotation, molecular function: nucleic acid binding; catalytic activity; zinc ion binding. The transcript is spliced from 6 exons. Bases 1 to 5223 code for a protein of 1740 amino acids. The record is from RefSeq and is a predicted model, not a curated record.